AGGUUCUGCUGGAGACUUCCAUUUGGCCUCAAUGUGAAAUUAAAGCAGAAAAUCGCAUCUACAUGUAUGUUGCUAUCAGGAUGUUGAUUCAUUGGUCAUGCCUGAAGAGGGAAAUUCUGUUUUAGGUGGCUGACUACCAGCAAAAGUAAAUGCUUAUCCUAGAUGUCAAGCAUCUCUCCUUUUUACUGGAGUGAAAAUCCCCUCCAGAUACCAACAGAAUAUCAACUACAGAAAAUGCUUCGCAUUUUAAGAAUGUUAGCAACCUAAAUUCAUGCACCCUGUCUGUACAGUUGUUGUGGAUGGUUUGCCAUCUGAAAGCUCCUCAAGUUCUUAUCCAGGUCCUAUGUCUGUUUCUGAAAUGUCUCUGCUUCAUGCUUUGGGUCCAGUGCAGACCUGGCUGGGACAAGAGCUGGAAAAAUGUGGCAUCGAUGCCAUGAUUUAUACUCGGUAUGUCCUCAGUCUUCUACUGCAUGACAGCUAUGAUUACGACCUGCAGGAACAGGAGAAUGACAUCUUCCUGGGCUGGGAAAAAGGAGCUUAUAAAAAAUGGGGAAAGAGUAAGAAAAAAUGUUCAGAUUUAACUCUAGAAGAAAUGAAAAAACAGGCUGCUGUCCAGUGUCUUCGAUCUGCUUCUGAUGAAAGCUCUGGUAUCGAGACUUUAGUGGAGGAGCUCUGCUCCAGACUGAAAGACCUUCAGAGUAAGCAAGAAGAGAAGAUUCACAAAAAGUUAGAGGGGUCUCCCUCUCCAGAGGCAGAAUUAUCCCCUACAGCAAAGGAUCAAGUGGAAAUGUACUAUGAAGCAUUCCCACCACUUUCUGAAAAACCUGUUUGCCUGCAAGAAAUCAUGACUGUGUGGAACAAGUCCAAAGUCUGUUCUUACUCUAGCUCUUCUUCAUCAUCCACAGCCCCACCAGCUAGCACAGAUACAUCCUCUCCCAAGGACUGCAUCAGUGAAAGUGAAGUCAUCAAGGAAAGAAGCAGUGAAGUACCCACCACUGUACAUGAGAAAACCCAGAGCAAAAGUAAAAAUGAAAAGGAGAACAAAUUUAAUAAUGGCACAAUUGAAGAAAAACCUGCUUUGUACAAAAAGCAAAUCCGACAUAAACCUGAAGGAAAGAUUCGCCCUCGCUCGUGGUCUUCCGGCUCUAGUGAAGCAGGCUCAAGUUCAAGUGGUAAUCAGGGAGAAUUAAAAGCAUCCAUGAAGUAUGUUAAAGUAAGACACAAGGCACGAGAAAUUCGAAACAAAAAAGGGCGGAGUGGGCAAAGCAGGCUAUCAUUAAAGCAUGGCGAAAAGGCCGAAAGAAACAUUCAUACCGGGAGUAGUAGCAGUAGCAGCAGUGGUUCUGUGAAACAGCUGUGCAAGCGGGGUAAGAGACCAUUGAAAGAAAUAGGGAGAAAAGAACCUGGGAGCACUGAAGGAAAAGACCUGUACGUGGAGAGCAGAAAUGACAGAGAGUACAAAGAGGAGCCAUUGUGGUACACCGAACCAAUUGCUGAGUAUUUCGUUCCUUUGAGCAGAAAAAGUAAACUAGAGACCACAUACCGAAACAGACAAGAUACAAGUGAUGUGACAUCAGAGGCAGUGGAAGAAUUGUCUGAAUCAGUGCAUGGUCUUUGUAUCAGCAACAGUAAUAUGCAUAAAACAUACCUCGCAGCAGGUACUUUCAUUGAUGGUCAUUUUGUAGAAAUGCCUGCAGUUAUAAAUGAGGAUAUUGACCUCACUGGGACCUCACUAUGUUCUCUACCAGAGGACAAUAAAUACCUGGAUGACAUUCAUCUAUCAGAAUUAACACACUUCUAUGAAGUAGAUAUAGAUCAAUCCAUGUUGGAUCCUGGUGCCUCAGAAACAAUGCAAGGAGAAAGUCGGAUUUUGAAUAUGAUUCGACAAAAAAGCAAAGAGAAAACAGAUUUUGAGGCAGAAUGUUGCAUAGUGUUAGAUGGUAUGGAGUUGCAAGGGGAACGUGCAAUAUGGACAGAUUCUACCAGCUCCGUGGGUGCUGAGGGCUUCUUCCUGCAAGACCUUGGCAAUCUGGCUCAGUUUUGGGAGUGCUGUUCAUCCAGCUCUGGUGAUGCUGAUGGAGAAAGUUUCGGAGGAGAUUCUCCAAUUAGACUCUCUCCAAUCUUAGACAGCACAAUGCUCAAUUCACACUUGCUUGCUGGCAAUCAAGAGCUCUUUUCAGAUAUUAAUGAAGGAUCUGGUAUAAAUUCUUGUUUUUCAGUGUUUGAAGUGCAAUGCGGUAAUUCUGUUUUACCAUUUUCUUUUGAAACACUCAACUUAGGAAAUGAAAAUACAGAUUCUAGUGCUAAUAUGCUUGGGAAAACACAGUCUAGAUUGCUAAUAUGGACCAAAAAUAGUGCCUUUGAAGAAAAUGAACACUGUUCUAAUCUUUCAACAAGAACUUGUAGUCCAUGGUCCCAUUCAGAAGAAACACGUUCAGAUAAUGAGACAUUAAAUAUUCAGUUUGAGGAAUCCACACAGUUUAGUGCAGAAGAUAUUAAUUAUGUAGUUCCUGGAGUCUCGUCAAAUUAUGUAGAUGAAGAACUUCUAGAUUUUUUGCAAGAUGAAACUUGCCAGCAAAACAGUAGAACUUUAGGUGAAAUUCCUACAUUAGUUUUCAAAAAAAAAUCUAAACUAGAAUCUGUCUGUGGUAUUCAGCUAGAACAAAAAACAGAAAACAAAACCUUUGAAACUACACAAGCAUGUAGUGAAAACAGUUCACAUGGAGAUGGCUACAGCUCAGGGGUUAUUAAAGACAUUUGGACAAAGAUGGCAGAUAGAAAUUCUGUGGCUACAGUAGAAAUAGAAGGAAUCGAUGAGUUGUUUUCGACAGACGUAAAUAACUCCUGCUGCUGUUUGGAUGCUGAAGCUGACAUGGAAACCCUUCAGGAGCCUAAUAAGGCUGUGCAGAGAUCAGAGUAUCAUCUGUGGGAGGGGCAGAAGGAGACCCUGGAGAAAAGAGCAUUUGUUUCUAGUGAGCUAUCAAAGGCGGACGGUGGUGAUUAUACUACACCCUCUAGACCUUGGGAUGUAGCCCAGGAUAAAGAGAAUGCAUUCAUUCUUGGAGGAGUUUAUGGCGAACUCAAAACCUUUAAUAGCGAUGGGGAAUGGGCAGUCGUACCGCCUAGUCACACAAAAGGAAGUUUGUUACAGUGUGCAGCUUCUGAUGUAGUGACAAUAGCUGGUACAGAUGUCUUUAUGACCCCAGGAAACAGUUUUGCUCCUGGUCACAGGCAGUUAUGGAAACCCUUCGUGUCAUUUGAACAGAAUGAUCAGCCGAAGAGUGGGGAAAAUGGAUUAAAUAAGGGAUUUUCUUUUAUCUUCCAUGAAGACUUACUAGGAGCUUGUGGUAACUUUCAAGUUGAAGAUCCUGGACUGGAAUAUUCUUUCUCUUCUUUUGACUUAAGCAAUCCAUUUUCACAAGUUCUUCACGUAGAAUGUUCAUUUGAACCUGAAGGGAUUACAUCUUUCAGCCCCAGUUUUAAACCGAAAUCAAUCCUCUGCUCUGAUUCAGACAGUGAAGUUUUUCACCCCAGGAUAUGUGGUGUUGACAGAACACAAUAUAGGGCUAUUCGCAUCUCUCCUAGGACUCACUUUCGCCCAAUUUCUGCAUCUGAACUGUCCCCAGGAGGAGGAAGCGAGUCGGAAUUUGAAUCUGAGAAAGAUGAAGCAAAUAUUCCCAUUCCUUCUCAAGUUGAUGUAUUUGAAGACCCACAGGCAGAUCUCAAACCUCUAGAAGAAGAUGCAGAGAAAGAAGGCCAUUACUAUGGAAAAUCAGAGCUUGAGUCUGGAAAGUUCCUUCCCAGGUUAAAAAAAUCUGGAAUGGAAAAGAGUGCUCAGACAUCACUGGAUUCCCAGGAGGAAUCAACUGGGAUUCUGCCAGUAGGAAAGCAAAAUCAGUGUUUGGAAUGUAGCAUGAAUGAAUCUCUGGAAAUAGAUUUAGAAAGCUCAGAAGCAAAUUGUAAAAUAAUGGCACAAUGUGAGGAAGAAAUUAAUAAUUUUUGCAGUUGCAAAGCAGGUUGUCAGUUCCCUGCUUAUGAAGAUGAUCCAGUUUCUUCAGGACAGCUGGAAGAGUUUCCUAUAUUGAACACUGAUGUACAAGAAAUGAAUAGAAGUCAAGAAAAGCAGACCUGGUGGGAAAAAGCCUUGUACUCUCCUCUUUUUCCUGCAUCAGAGUGUGAAGAAUGUUAUACAAAUGCCAAGGGAGAGAAUGGUAUAGAAGAAUAUCCAGAUGUUAAAGAAAUACCCAGUAAUGAAGAACGUCUGUUAGAUUUUAAUAGGGUGUCUUCUGUUUAUGAAGCAAGAUGUACAGGAGAGAGAGAUUCUGGAGCAAAAUCAAAUGGCUUCCGCAGAAAGAUGUGUUCCAGCGCGAGCUCCGGUUCGGAAGACACGGGCUCAGAAGGUGGAGGUGAAUGGGUGGACCCUAGCGAAGAGGAACUCUUCUCUCGAACUCAUCUCUAAACUUGCAAAGUAGUACAAAUUAUUUUUUAAAAGUGAUAUGUGAUGGAAAAUUACUCUUUCGUGAGCCUGUUAAUCUAACACAACAACUUAGGUUUCUUCUUCAAUUAACUGAUUCAGAUCAGUAAUUAUCUUUCUCUUCUUACUUAUUUUAGAGUUGAGGACAGCUAUCCUGUUGAAGAUUUUUUUUUCCAAGCUGUUAAAUUCUUGACUAUUUGAAAUAGACUAGAUUGUGUUGUCAAAUCAAGAAUGGGUGUGCAUGUGCUUGUCUUAGAAGUUUCACUGCUUUUUGCAUCUUAACUGCAGUUAAUUUUCCUUCUAACUGCAGUUAUAUCACUAUUACCUUAUUAGCAUUGCAGUGUCAACAACCACUUCUGCUUUCAGAGACUUUAGCUUUGGAACAUUUAGGCUUUGUUCUCUAAGAACUGGGAUAUAAAUCCUUACCCUGCAGUGGCUCAGUGCCUUUCGAAGGCCAGAGAGAAGCAUGGGUGACUCAUCUGCAGUCUUCGUUCAGUAAAAUCUCAUGUACAUUUCAAGUGAGAACCACAAAGGUGUGCUUUUAGAGACUUACAAAAUACUGUGUUUUCUAUCUUAGGAUUUUUCCCCCUAAAGUAUCAUGGAAGAUACUAUGGUUUGUGACUUUCUUGCUAACUGAAGAAGCCAAGGAUUUGGGGUAUGGGGCAGUGUGUGAGGCAGAGUGGGGUACGCUCCCCUCCCCACAACUUGUUCUGGCAUUUAUACCAAAACAUCAUUCAGGGUUCUUUGUGGUGAGUCUUAAAAUACACGGUAAAGAACAUAGUUGCAAAUUAUCAUUUUCUGGUGACCUACAUUGAAUUGAAGCCCCCAAAACUUGAAAUUGUAAACAUAUAGCAUUCAGUACAGGCCACCUCAUCACUCAAAGAAAUCUUUGGCUGCUGCAGCUAGCUGCUCUUGUAGCUGUGAUGUAGCAUAGCUUAUAUCUCAUUUUGUGUUUGAGAGAAUGUUCUGGGCAGGUUCUGUGUGUGGUGGGGCGAGGCGGGUAGAGUAAUGCCUUUCCCACAUGCCUGUGUGAUUGCUGUGCUGACUGUCCAGUGUCACUUAGUGAACCCAGGGGUCAGGACACCUGGACACGUCAUGUCUGUGCGUGCUGAUCACCUCCUUGAGCUGUCAUGACAUGCAGCAGGUCGAGGCUCGGAGGAGCAGUAUUUGUUUUAAAUUGUUUUUCUUUUUUUACCAACUUGUUUAAAAAAAAAAAACACCUAAUCUGUGAAAUCAAUUUAGCAUGUCUGGAACAUCAAGAACAGCAGAAAAGAAAAGUCUGAUAGGGACUAGAUAGCUUCACUACUGAUUUUGACAGACAAUAAAUACAUAAUUUAUUAGCUGGGAGCUAAACUGGCUGUGAAAUCUAUGAUUUGGGUUUUGUUGCCUUUUUCGUAAUUGAUAACACAGAAAACACCAUCAAAGACCGUGGAGUCUUCAUGGGCCUGUAUGUCCUCACUGUGAGAAGCCUGACGUGCCCAUUGGGUUUGAUCUCACCACAGGCUAGGGUUUGUUUUUAUACAGCACAUCUUUUAACACUUUAAAGGGGGUUUGUGUGUGCAUGUGUGUGCAUGCGUAAGGUUUUAUGUUGCUGUUAUUUACUUACAGACUUCAGAUAAGUUUUUACGUAUUUUUCUUUCUUCUAGAGCUUCCUAAAAAAUGAUUAGCAUCUGCACUGAAAUAUAAUUUAACAGCAAAGGCAAAAAAGGAUUGGAAGUUGUAAAUUCCUAAAAUCACUACAGUGACGAUUAUCCUAGAAAUCGUUGCUUAUGUAGCUGAGACCAAAUAAUUAGAUUUCAGACACAACCUUGAGCACAGUUGAUUUUGGACAGCUGCUGUUUGUAAGGAAAGGGCUCUAGGUGGCAAAGGUGCAGACUUCCUCAGACAUGGGUGAGAAGAUACAGCACCUUCCACAGGGGAACGGGGAUGGAUUAUAAAUGGGCAAAGGGAUUAACAAAUUAUGUAUUUAUUUGUUUUCAUAGUUAAGUAGCUGAAGCUGAGAAGCUUUCAGCAACAGAGUUGAAAGUGUGGUUUUUAGUUUUGUGAAUGGAUGAUCACAAAGAAAAAGCAUUAAAAAAAAAAAGUUGGCAAACACUGAAACGCACUGUGGUAUGAAGCGCAUUGCAUAUCCAUAGCACUGAAGUAUCAGUUUCCAUUCCUGGGCUGAGAUUUUUUUCCCCGUGGUUGUAUUGUUCUGAUUUCACGUACACCAGAGUAACUGAUUUUUUUUUUCUUGUGGAGUUAACACCAAAUAAAAAUUUUAAAAACAGUUUGUUGUUUUUAUUUAUCAUAAUAAAGAUUUUCAUGUAAAGAACCCCAGCUUCUUAAUAAGCAUCAGUGGACGAUAGCAAGUGCCCAGGUCACAUUGUUCCAGGUGGAGAUCAUUAAGCUCUCCUUCAGGUGACACUGAAAAUGCUGUUGAGCCGCUCUCUGCUGGAGGAGAAGGUGGCGGGGGGAGCUGCUGAGAAACGGGUUGGCCUUCCCCACCUGCCCCACAGUACACAUAGGAGCUAUUACUGCUAAGUGUGUCUUGCAAAAGAAAACAGCAUUUUUGUCCCUAGAUGGUAGACAAAGCUCAUUCUUUCUUUGCUUCUGAAAAAAUAAAACUUACACAUAUGUUACCAUGAUUGAUGUUAAUUGUAAAAAAGAAAUCAGUGUUUUUAAAGAAGUGUAAGAGAAAAGGAAAAAUCAUCUGUACUUCUAUCAUCCUGAGACAGUAACUACUAACAUUGUGCAGCCAUCUUUCAGACAUCUGUACAGUGUGCAUGAUAGGCAUGUAACGUAAAGAAAUGUACAUUAAAGAGACUACUAUUCCUGUUCUUCUGUAACUUCAGAAAGAGGUAUUUACUCAGAUGUCUUUUUCAUGUCAGUGAUUAUAGAGCUACAUAAUUAUUUUUAUAGCUGUAUUCUAUUGUAUAAAUUUACAUGUCCGUCAUUGAUAAAACAUUUAGAAUUUUUGUUUAUUCAGUAUCUGAACAUUUCUAUGGACAUCCUUAAACAUGUACAAAGAGACUUCAGAAAGUUCAUGGAAAAAUGGAAUUAAAAGAUAAAAUAUAAACUGCAUUUCUCAA
Propithecus coquereli (Coquerel's sifaka) is the source of this 7545-nucleotide messenger RNA. Its product is annotated as KIAA0232 ortholog. NCBI's taxonomy places the organism in Eukaryota, Metazoa, Chordata, Mammalia, Primates, Indriidae. The record is from RefSeq and is a predicted model, not a curated record. The transcript is spliced from 8 exons. The coding region runs from base 272 to 4459 and encodes 1395 amino acids.